AUGUCUCAGGAUUCCGGUCGUGACUAUGACACCCAGUCUUUGACUGCCAGUGUGACAGACUACCCCGUGGAAAAUGGCAGACGCUAUCACAAAUACCAUGAAGGCUCUUAUGUCUACCCGAACGAUGAGCAGGAGCUCGAUCGGCUAGACAUGCAACAUCAUAUGUUGAAAUUGGCCAACAAUGGGAGAUUAUUCUUUGCCCCUGUACAGAACCCUAAGAGGAUCCUUGACAUCGGCACGGGCUCGGGAAUUUGGCCCAUAGAGAUGGCCUCCAUCUUUCCACAGGCUGAGAUCAUCGGUACGGAUCUCUCCCCCGUCCAGCCCACCGAAGUCCCCGAAAACGUCCAUUUCCUCGUGGACGAUGCCAUAGAUGACGACUGGCUCUGGGGCCCCGACCACUUUGACUUCAUCCACACCGGCCACCUGUGCGGCGCGUUCCCCUCAUUCAAAGACUUGCUGCGAAAAAUAUUCGAGCAUCUCAAACCCGGCGGUUACGUCGAAUGCCAUGAAUUCGACACGAAACCCAAAUGCGACGACGGGACCAUGCCCCCGGAAGACCCCGAAAAAUUCAGCACCUAUCCCCUGCAGGACUGGUGUGAUCUCAAUAUCCGCGCCGGACAGGCUGCAGACCCACCCAGACAAUUCCGCAUCGCCCAUCGCCUGGCGCGGUGGAUGAGGGAGGUGGGUUUUGUCGAUGUCCAGGAACGGGUCGCCAAAAUCCCGACGAACCCCUGGCCCACGGACCCUCACAUGAAACUCAUUGGCUCUUGGAAUGAACAAAAUUGGCUGGAAGCGUUGGCAGGAUGGUCAUACAAGCCGCUCACAUUGCUUGGAUGGUCGAAGCCUGAGAUUGAGGUCUUCCUGGUCGAUGUCAGGAAGGCCAUUCAGAACCGUGAGGUACAUUCGUACCUCGAUUUUUACGUAGUGACGGGGAGAAAGCCCCGGCCUGGUGAGCAGGCGUCUUGA
Molecule: messenger RNA, 966 nt
Organism: Aspergillus terreus NIH2624
Lineage: Eukaryota; Fungi; Ascomycota; Eurotiomycetes; Eurotiales; Aspergillaceae
Product: class I SAM-dependent methyltransferase
Exons: 4
Coding region: 1-966 (321 amino acids)
Molecular function (GO): methyltransferase activity
Source: RefSeq, a predicted model, not a curated record